This is a messenger RNA of Mizuhopecten yessoensis (Yesso scallop), 1192 nucleotides long. RefSeq names its product peptidyl-prolyl cis-trans isomerase-like. The record is from RefSeq and is a predicted model, not a curated record. The coding region runs from base 149 to 643 and encodes 164 amino acids. Gene Ontology annotation, molecular function: peptidyl-prolyl cis-trans isomerase activity. Gene Ontology annotation, cellular component: intracellular membrane-bounded organelle. The transcript is spliced from 5 exons. Gene Ontology annotation, biological process: protein peptidyl-prolyl isomerization; protein folding. Lineage: Eukaryota; Metazoa; Mollusca; Bivalvia; Pectinida; Pectinidae.
GAAACUAUACGUGCGCAAAGCUAGUUUUACAAAGCUCCCGUUUAUCGGACUCGUUGUCGGUUGAAGGCGCUUUUUAGAUUGACCGCUGAGGUCAUCGGGGUCACAGGCUUUCCACGUGCUUCAUUCGUUGGUGUCCAACAACCAUACAAUGUCUCUCCCUAAAGUGUUUUUCGAUGUGGCAGCCGCUGGGUCUCCCCUUGGAAGAAUCAUAAUGCAGUUGCGUAGUGAUGUUGUGCCUAAAACAGCAGAAAAUUUCAGGGCCUUGUGCACAGGUGAAAAAGGAUUUGGAUUUAAAGGGUCUUCUUUCCAUCGAGUCAUACCCGGUUUCAUGUGUCAAGGAGGCGAUUUCACAAACCAUAAUGGAACUGGUGGAAAGAGCAUCUAUGGGAACAAGUUUGCAGAUGAAAACUUCACACUGAAGCAUACUGGAGCGGGAAUAUUGUCGAUGGCCAAUGCUGGACCCAACACAAAUGGAUCACAGUUUUUCCUUUGCACAGUCAAGACUCCAUGGUUGGAUGGUAAACAUGUGGUGUUUGGAUCUGUGGAAGACGGUCUGGAUGUAGUGAAGAAGAUUGAAAGUUAUGGCUCCGCAAAUGGAGCAACCAAAAAAAAAAUUACUAUCGAGAACUGUGGCGAGCUUUAGUUUCUUAAGCCGACAGCUGUGUCUUUCAAAUGCUAUCGGAACAAUUAUCACUGAAUGACAGGUGUACAGAUAUUAAUUAUGCACAUGCACAUUAUCAUUUCUAUGGGUCGCAUUAAGAAUACUGUGAAUUUUUGAAAUUAGCAUGUUGAAUGAUUCAAUUUAGAUCACAUCUAGUGUCAUUUGUAUUUUGUUAAGAUUUGUUAAAGCUGACAUUAAAAAUGACCAACCAUUGACAGGUUAUACAAAAAUAUAAGUUCCUGCACCAAAAUAUCCCUGGUUACAGGAAGAUGACCAAUUAAAUUGAUCUAUUUACAACAGUGUCAAAACCCCUGACUGUUAUGCAGUAUCAGUUUUAAUCUGUGCUACCUUUUGUGGUUCAUUUUAUGUAAUAUAGCAUGUCAUAAUGGUUGUACUGUACGGAGUUCUUGACAGCUUUUUAAUUAUAUUCGAUCCCACCAAACAUUCUAUGUGCAUUUUAUUUAGCUUGUGUAUUCUUUUUCAUCCUUGAUACUUCUUUGUGCUACCUAAAUAAAAUCUGCUGUAAACUUA